AUGAAAUUGAGACAUCAACAUCCCUAUUUGAGCGCCAUGGUAAACAACGGCACAUGGAGCUACGAUCAUGAUCGUGAUGGUACUCACACCCAAUUGGCUGGCUGUGAAGUUCGCUUCCGUAAUGUUAAUUUCGAUACACAUGUGGCGAUACGUUACGAAAACGAUAUUCUAUCGGUAUCGACAGAUCUGGAAAAUCGCACUGAAUGGAAAAAUUGUUUUGUUGUAAAUAAUGUUGAAUUGCCAACGGGUUAUUUCUUUGGUCUAUCGGCAACAACGGGUGAUUUGUCCGACAAUCAUGAUAUUUUGAGUUUCAAAUUUUACGAUUUGGAUACGGAUGUUACGCCUGAUCAAAUUAUUGCCCGUGCCAACAUUAUACCCAAUGCCAAAACAUUCGAACCGCCACGUGAACAUAAAGAUGAUCCCAAACCAAGCAUGUCCAAUACAAAGAUAUUCUUUAUUUUACUCUUUGGAAUGUUGGCAGCUGUUGCUGUGGCCAUUUUCGCCAUCUCCUAUUUCAAGGAGAAAAAUGCCCGCAAACGCUUCUAUUAG
Molecule: messenger RNA, 549 nt
Organism: Musca vetustissima
Lineage: Eukaryota; Metazoa; Arthropoda; Insecta; Diptera; Muscidae
Product: vesicular integral-membrane protein VIP36-like
Exons: 3
Coding region: 1-549 (182 amino acids)
Biological process (GO): endoplasmic reticulum organization; endoplasmic reticulum to Golgi vesicle-mediated transport; Golgi organization
Cellular component (GO): endoplasmic reticulum membrane; Golgi membrane; COPII-coated ER to Golgi transport vesicle
Molecular function (GO): D-mannose binding
Source: RefSeq, a predicted model, not a curated record